AUGCGCUGUAUAGCUGCAAGUCCGCAUGAAAUCAAUGCCAGACCUGACAUCUGCAUCCUGGAGGAAGCCCCAGGCUCACUUGUCUGGGCAGCAGCAGAUCCAGUACUUGUUGAGGCGCUUUGCGUAUUCGAGGUGGACGUUUGCAUUCCGGACGAAGCAGAUGAUGUGGUGCUGUCGCUACUCGUGCUGCUGAUACUGUCGGUGCUAUCGAUGGUACUGGUGCUGCUGGUGCUCUCCUCUGAGCUGGAUGUCGACUCGGUCGUCGUCUCCCUGGUAGAUGUGGAAUCCGAGGCCGAUGUCAAAGACGCCGAUCCCGUGGAUGCAGUUGGCCUCGCCAAUAAGCUUGAUGCGGACGCAAGCGUCGAGCUUGAGCCCUUUGCGCAAUACCCAUACUUGCCAUUGUUCAUGCAAGUUUCUCCCUGCUCACAGUAG
Clonostachys solani is the source of this 432-nucleotide messenger RNA. The record is from the annotation of a GenBank genome assembly. NCBI's taxonomy places the organism in Eukaryota, Fungi, Ascomycota, Sordariomycetes, Hypocreales, Bionectriaceae.